Molecule: messenger RNA, 2376 nt
Organism: Rotaria sp. Silwood1
Lineage: Eukaryota; Metazoa; Rotifera; Eurotatoria; Philodinida; Philodinidae
Source: the annotation of a GenBank genome assembly
AUGCGUUAUAUGGAAGAUAAUUCAUCAGUUAUUGUUGGUGGUCGUGGUAAUCAAGCUUAUGUAUUAGCCAUAGCUCCAAUGUACGAUGAAUGGGUUCGAAAUAAUUAUGAGCUUCAAGUUUGGCAAACUUAUUUGAAAAUGGGCACACAAGAUAAACAUUGGGCAAAAGAAGUCAUUACACGUACAAAAAAACCUCAAGCGAGUGCUACAAUCACCAAUCUACAAGUUCAAUUAAGUACUUAUUGGACUCAAACUACAGCUGGUGCAAUAAAUCCAAUAACUGCAACAACUUCAUCAGCAUCAGCAAAUACUGGUCGAAUUCGUGAUGCAGUUGAUCGACUGGAAAAAGCAAUUUUAAAAUAUAUUCAACGUUUACAAAUAGAAGAAUAUAAAGUAUUAGAAGAUUUCAAAGAAAUAGCUACUCCAAAUCAAUGGAAUAUUGAUUUGAUGUUAAAACGAAAAAUGAAACAAUGGAGUACAAAAAAUAAAAAUUAUCUUACAGCUAUCAAACGCAUAGAAUAUGAUUUACCUCCAAAAUUUAUUUCAAAUGCUAAUUUUACAUUUAAAAUUGAUGAAUCAAUAAUAAGUAAAGAAGAAGCUCAAAUACUAUAUGAUCAAAUGCGUCAAUUAACUAAAGAAUAUCGUUUUCAAGCAAUGUCUUUAUAUUUACAAGCAAUAGCUCGUGAAAAACAGAUAUUAAAAAAUGGAAUUGAAUUUGUUGUGAAAGGUUUUUCACAAGAAAAUGAUGAAGUUUUUGAUAUUGAACCUGAUGCUGGUUAUAUAGCAUUUAAACAUUAUAAUGAUUUACGUGAAAAACGUUUUAAUUUAGAAGCUGAACAAUCGAUAUAUUUCUUAGAAGAACAGCGAGUCGAGGGCGAACUCAACGAGCAAGAAGAAAUUGUUGUCCCGACUCUUACACGAUCUGAGCCCGGUCGAUCAGUCGAAAAAUUUAUAGCCGAAUCGGAUGUUAUAUUGAAAAAUUUACAUGAUACACCCAUUAGUAAAAUAAAUCGAAAAUAUAAACAACAACGUGAAAGAAUUCCAUAUGAUAAUUUAUUAGAAACAAUUCAAUUGAAUCAAUAUCAAAUUACUAAAUGUCCAAUUACUACUAAAAAAAGAAAAAUUAUGGUAGAUUGGUCAAGCGGUAAAUUACAAGAUUAUCACAAAAAAUCUGAUGAAUAUAUGGAAAAAACUGAAGCAUAUAAAUGUUUACACCAGAAUGAUCCAUUACCAAGUUUAAUUGACCGGACCAAUAAAUAUUUAUUAAAUUUAAGAUUAACUAAUUGGAUUACACAAAAACAAUAUGAAAAAUUAGGCAUUAAAUCAAAUGAAGUGGAAUUAGCUCAUCUUUAUUAUCUACAAAAAGCUCAUAAACUUGGCACUCCACUUCGUCCAAUUAUUUCGGGUCUCAAACAUCCAACUAUAAGAAUAUCAAAAUUUCUUGACGAAUUACUUCGACCAUUAUUUGAUAAAAUAGCAUCAAACACAACUGUUACUUCUGGAACUAAAGUUAUUAAACAAUUGCAUGAAUGAUUAUGUCGAUUCGUAAUACAAAAUAAUUAUUUUUCUUACAAUGGUAAAUAUUUUCAUCAAGUACGUGGUGGUGCUAUGGGUUCUCCAUUAACAUUAACAAUUGCUAAUUGUUAUAUGUACUUUUAUGAACGAGAUAUUGUUAAACAAGUGAACAAUAGCAAUGGACUCUACUUACGAUAUAUUGAUGAUAUUUUCAUAAUUACUAAUUGGCCGAUUCAACAUCUUUCUAAACAAAUUAAUCGAUGGAAUGAAUUAGACUUGAAUAUAAAAUUAAAAGCUCAGGUUGGUCAUUCAACAAAUUUUCUUGACUUAUACAUAGAAAAUAAAAAUGGUGAAUUAUUUACAAAGGUUUAUCACAAACCAUCGUAUGAACCAUAUUAUUUACCAUUUAAUAGUGCCCAUCCAAUACAUAUGAAAAUGAAUAUUCCAUAUGCUAUGUUAAUUCGUGCGAUUAAAUAUUGUUCAACAUUUGAAACAUAUUUAAAUGAACGUGAAAAAUUAAGAAUGACUUUAUUAUUAAAUAAAUAUCCUGGUGAAUUUAUAGAGAAGCAAUUUCGUCGGGUAUUUCAAAGACAUAAUUUAAUAGAACCAUUAUCGACAAGCAAUUAUAAAACAUCACGAGAGAAAUUAAUUUAUUUAGAUAAAAAAGAAAAAAUUCCAAUUGAUUAUGGCAAAACAAUGUUCAUUCAUUUUACAUACUGUUUAAAUAUGAAAACAUUUCCGGCUAAAUUUCAUGCACUUUGGGACAAAUACUUUAUAGAGUCUCCAAUGAAUGAAAUAAAACCGGUCUUAGGUACUCGUAAUGUCAAGAAUUUACAGCAACAACUAAUACGUAAUAAAUAA